AUGGGGAUAUUUCUAAGGUCGAAGUCUCGUGGUGAGCUGAUGCUAUUUCUGAUUGAUUUGUCAAUGGUUUGUGUGAGAGGAGAGGUGGGUGAUGUCCUUGGUGGUAUCGUCUCCCAUUCUUUCUCGUCCACACAUGAUAGAUCAUGGCUUAGAACAAUAGCCGGAUUGGAGUUUGUCUACAUCAUUUCCUUAAUUUCCCUAGAAUUCUUUUGUAUUUAUGCAUAAAAUUUUGGUAUAUAUAUUAUCUUUCAGAAUUAAAAACAAAGCCAUUUUAUAAGACUUGUUCGACAUCUUGUAAAGUGGAAUUUAGUAAAGGUUUCUUUUGGUUGAAGGAGCCAAAAUGUGACACAUGAACCAUAAAUCAUUAAUGUUUGAAAUUUUGGCUUUCAAUUUGAAUUAUUGACCGCGACGAGUAUGUAUACAAUCUUAGAUUUAGACAUUGUUAUUAUCAACGCUUAAUCUCGUGUUUAAGAGACUGUAGAUGUUUGAAUAAGACUAUAGGAUACAUUAAGUCUAUCUGUAUUUUGUGUCAAAAUGUUAUUAUAAGCACUCUUGAAAAUGUGUACAUAACUAUAUAUAUACGGAGUGUACACGUGAAUAUUAUCGACCGAGAUGGUCCAAUAGUCAGUUUGUUCUUUCUUUAUUAUGUUUGUCGUCAACUUUAUCUUAUUAGGUUUUUUCAU
Molecule: messenger RNA, 683 nt
Organism: Arabidopsis lyrata subsp. lyrata
Lineage: Eukaryota; Viridiplantae; Streptophyta; Magnoliopsida; Brassicales; Brassicaceae
Source: RefSeq, a predicted model, not a curated record